AAUAUAGUGGACGAACCGGAUUCUACAUUUUACCGGAGCUCUUGUCCAACUUUGUGCACGUUUGGUACAUUUCCGAAGAACUUAAAUUAGUAAGGAGAACUUUCAAGUUAUUAAGAAAGCACUAGCGAAGCCGAAAGGCCCGUAUUCGCUGCACUAAAAGGCGGAUGACGUUGACAAGUGCUUGCUAGGAGUUUUCAUAUGGCAGAGAAAAAUGACUGGACCAAGUUAUCGAAAAAGGAGCUGCUUGAAAUACUACAAAGACAGGAAAAGUUGCUGACAAAUAAGAAGUUCUUGCAAAGCCUCCCAGACAAAGGCAAAAAGGUAUCAGAGACAGUGGAACGACUCAAGAAGCUAAUUGCACAAAGAGAAAAGAUUGAAGACACUAUUGCAGAGUUUGAGAGGUUGACAGUGUCACAGCUUGUCCAGAGAACUCAACUUGACGCCUUGGACAGUGAUGACAGUGAUAAUAAUGAUGAUGAUGACAAAAUGCACACACAUUCAUGCACAGGAGACCCAGCUUCAAAUGAGCAACACAGAGAAAAGACCAGCAAGGAGCACGGGAAAAUGUCAGAUGCAAACAAAUCAAGAAAUACACCAUUCAGCUCACAGUCUCCAGGCAGGACAUGGGAUUACGAGUCAUCAGCAACACCUCCAAGCUAUAAGUUAGAGGUAAUUAGUAGUGUUUAUACGCUGUCCUAUUUAGACACCUCCAUUUUGGUGUUAUAAACUGAAAACUAUGGCAGAAAAAGUCUUUCAAGAAAAAUGGGAGGCUUGGAUAAUUUUAGACCUAUAGAGACAGAUGAAACACAGAAAAACAAGAUGUCAUGACUAACCGUGAAGGAUUCAGAGAUAUAAUGUACAUGUAAUAAUAUAGUAAUUUAGAAAACAGCCCUAAGAAAAUACGUGUGCUGAUU
Orbicella faveolata is the source of this 914-nucleotide messenger RNA. RefSeq lists its product as uncharacterized. Gene Ontology annotation, cellular component: nucleus; intracellular anatomical structure. Gene Ontology annotation, molecular function: transcription elongation factor activity. Gene Ontology annotation, biological process: intracellular signal transduction; transcription elongation by RNA polymerase II. Lineage: Eukaryota; Metazoa; Cnidaria; Anthozoa; Scleractinia; Merulinidae. The record is from RefSeq and is a predicted model, not a curated record.